CGACCUAGGGUUCUCUCUCUCCUCUUCUCUUUUUUUUUGACGCAUCGUUCUCUCUCUCUCUGAUUGUUCUCUAGCUCAACAUACUAUCGAUUCAUCGCUCAAUUCAUCUCUCGUUUACAUUGUUUUUGCGGAUUCAUACUCUAGGGUUUUGAUAUUGAAGGUAUCGUAGGACCAAAGGUAUGGUUACGUCUGGGCAGUUGGUAUCCUAUAAGUGCGAAGUUCCUUAUCCCUUUAGGCAGAAGGUUAAAUGUUACGGGAAACUUGGUCUUCAUCGUUACAAUUUGAUUCAGGGUAAAAACUUCGAACUACAAGAUUUGAUCAAAUUCAACAUGCGGUACUGUGGUGCUUCUUCUUUCUACAUCACUUUGGAGGCUCGUGAUACAGUUACCUGCGGUCCGUUACAAACCUUUCAGGUUUGUGCUGAUGAAAAGGAUUUUGGCUAUCUGAAUGUGGUUUGUUCUGUUGCCCGUAUUAAAAGUGGUGAGACAACUGGUGGUGCUAGUGAGACAACUGGUGUGUUCGCAUUGCCUAAUUGGCCUUCAGAUGCUGAGAUCCAACGACUUUACACGGUCGAUAGAUCAGAGUUGCUGAGCACCCACUGGAUUCUUUUGUACCUCGAGCUUGUUCUUUGCAUUGAAUAUGGCUAUGGCAACUUUUCAGAGGACAAAGUCUCCAGUCUGGAGCUUGAGAAGGUGGCUAUAGAAACUGACGAUGAGACUCCGCUCCAGGCCAAAAGUUCAGUCCUCUACAUAGCUUUUAGAGGACUGGCUAUUGAUGGUACUGAUGAGUCAGUUGAACGGAAAGCUGUGAUCAAAAGCAUGUUCAACGAGCUUACAGGAUCUUUGGCUCUCCAGGGUAUCUUAUGCAACCGAGAAACUCCUAUGAGUGCGGAAGAGUACUUCAAGUUUGUUUACAUACACUACAAGAAAACACAGUUUUAG
Brassica oleracea var. oleracea is the source of this 941-nucleotide messenger RNA. RefSeq names its product UPF0725 protein At1g23960-like. The transcript is spliced from 6 exons. The coding region runs from base 180 to 941 and encodes 253 amino acids. NCBI's taxonomy places the organism in Eukaryota, Viridiplantae, Streptophyta, Magnoliopsida, Brassicales, Brassicaceae. The record is from RefSeq and is a predicted model, not a curated record.